Diospyros lotus (date-plum) is the source of this 1815-nucleotide messenger RNA. Its product is annotated as serine/threonine-protein kinase STY13-like. Gene Ontology annotation, cellular component: plasma membrane. The record is from RefSeq and is a predicted model, not a curated record. The coding region runs from base 403 to 1539 and encodes 378 amino acids. The transcript is spliced from 6 exons. Gene Ontology annotation, molecular function: protein kinase activity; ATP binding. NCBI's taxonomy places the organism in Eukaryota, Viridiplantae, Streptophyta, Magnoliopsida, Ericales, Ebenaceae. Gene Ontology annotation, biological process: protein phosphorylation.
GAGAGAUGUGAGUGUGGUGUCUGUGUGUAGAAAAAAGUGCACUGACAGUCCGUGAACCCACCUGAUUCCACACGCUCAGACGAGAGAGAGAGAGAGAGAGAGAGAGAGAGAAAUAAAAUAAAAUAAAAUGAAAGGAAGGGAAGGAGGAUUAGGAUUGAGGAACGUAUACACAGGUACCAGAUCCAUGUGCACACAUGCCAUUGCUGCUGAUGCUGAUGAUGAUGAUGAUGGUGAUGGUGAUGAUUUGAUCAAGGAAUAAGAAGAGAAAUUAAGGGUUGCUGAAAACCCUUAUAGGCAGUCUACUCUCUGCCUCCCUCUCCCUCCCACAAUCCAUCCAUCCAUCCAUCCACAAUACCCUUUUCCUUUUGAUUUAUCUACUCUACGCUAGCGAGAGAGAGCGAGAUGGAGGGGGGGAAUGAUGGGUUUGUGAGGGCGGAUCAGAUCGAUCUCAAGAGCUUGGACGAGCAGUUGCAGCGGCAUCUCAGCCAAGCAUGGACCGUGGAGAAGAUGAAGACCAAGGAUCCACUACUACUCCUCCAUCAAAGCCAAACCCAACAACCGCCGCCGCCGCCUCAACCACCCCAAAUCACUACUAGACAAGACUGGGAGAUCGAUCCCUCCAAGCUCCUCAUCAAGUCCGUCAUCGCCCGCGGCACCUUCGGCACCGUCCACCGCGGCAUCUACGACGGCCUAGACGUUGCAGUUAAGCUUCUAGACUGGGGGGAAGAGGGCCACAGGACAGAGGCAGAAAUAGCAUCGCUUAGAGCAGCUUUUACGCAAGAAGUUGUUGUGUGGCACAAGCUUGAUCAUCCUAAUGUUACCAAGUUCAUAGGGGCCACAAUGGGCACGUCGGCGCUAAACGUACAGACAGACACCGGCCACAUUGACAUGCCCAAAAAUGUCUGUUGUGUUGUUGUUGAAUAUCUUCCUGGGGGUGCACUGAAAUCUUUCCUUAUCAAGAACAGAAGAAAAAAGCUAGCUUUUAAAGUAGUCGUCCAACUAGCACUGGAUCUUGCAAGAGGGUUGAGCUAUCUGCAGUCUAAGAAGAUUGUCCACAGGGAUGUGAAGACAGAGAACAUGCUUCUCGACAAGUCACGUACAGUUAAAAUAGCUGACUUUGGGGUUGCUCGCGUCGAGGCUUCAAAUCCCAAUGACAUGACUGGUGAAACUGGAACACUUGGUUACAUGGCACCUGAGGUUUUAAAUGGGAACCCAUAUAACAGGAAAUGCGAUGUAUACAGUUUCGGUAUUUGCCUAUGGGAGAUAUACUGCUGCGACAUGCCAUAUCCUGAUCUCAGCUUCGCAGAAGUGACAUCAGCUGUUGUUCACCAGAAUCUGAGGCCAGAGAUACCCCGGUGUUGCCCAAGCUCUCUUGCAAAUGUAAUGAAGAGAUGCUGGGAUGCUAACCCUGACAAGCGGCCAGAGAUGGACGAGGUCGUCUCAAUGCUGGAGGCCAUAGACACAUCAAAGGGUGGAGGGAUGAUCCCGCUCGAUCAGCCUCAGGGUUGUUUCUGUUUUCGCAGGUACCGAGGGCCUUAGAGUUUGUUUCUUUCUCAAGGCUGAGAGCAGCAAUUAGAAUGCAGGUACAAAAUUUAGUUUAACUUCAGACAAGGUAAUUGGGAUCCAUAGCCCGGAGGGGUUGGAACUGUUAAGGUAGUCAGAGUUGAAGAGCAUUUGACCUUGUGAAUUAUGAUAGGCUGCUGGCUUGGUAACAGUUAAAUAGUUACUGCCAUCAUUUGUGUAAUAUAUAAAUGCAUUAUUUACCGUAUUCCUAUUAAUUUUGUUUGCCCGCUGGAAAUGUGGCAAUUAUUUUCC